CCUCAAAACAAGCUACUUACCUAGGUAGGUACACGACUCGAAAAGUUUACCAUAGCCUUGCAGACGAGGCUGGGCCCCUGCGGCACUAGCCGUUCCCACCAACCGUAAUACUAUCCCAAGGCUGUAUGAUAUAUCCUCCAUUCCCGUGCGCUUCUCCAUCGCAAACAUAUUCACAAUGGCGCCCGUCAGCCAGCCCGACCACAUGGUCGUCGAACAACAACUUCGAGAUGUCAUUCAGGACCUCUUCCAGAUUAUGGUCCAGGUGAAUAGCUACGACACAGCAACCCACUCCAGCAACACCGUCCUCCAAAACUCAGUCAAAACACUCCACAGCUCCCUCCUAAAAAUCUACAAAACCGCCAACAACCCCACAGUCAACCUCCCGCACAUCCCACCCGAACUAAUCCAAUACGUGGACAACGGUCGGAACCCGGACAUCUACACGCGAGAAUUCGUCGAGCUGGGCCGGAAGGGCAAUCAGUUGAUGAAGGGGAAGAAAGAGGCGUUUGGGAGUUUUAGAGAUGUGCUCGCUGAGGAGAUGUGUAAUGUGUUUCCCGAGAUGAGGAGCGAUGUUGAGAUGGUGGUUAAGGCUACCGGAGGCGAUGUUGCGAAGCUGCCGGUUCCGAAAGAGGAGGUGGCUAAGAAGGAGAAUUGAGGACGGACAAGCUAUUGAAGUUUGCGGGACAGGACAUCAAAAUGGCGUUAUGGGCUGGGUGGGAUUGGGACAUUGGAGUUCACGGUCCAUCUUUCGGCGUUGAUUAUGGCGUCAUGCACAUUCACAAAAGCAGAAUGUCGGGGCCAAUUUCAAUGACUUUCAGAGUCAUAUUUCAUUCCAUCGGAUCAAGACACCUAAUCACAAAGAGCAGUACAUUCCAUUUCAACAAUAGCGUUGAACGGCAAGUCCGCAACCGCAACGCAAGUCCUUGCCUACACAAUAUCCUAGUCAGUCUCCCUUCCAAUCCACAAGUCCUCACACCAGAAAAAGAACAAACAUACCGGUUUCCGCCCCGGAAAAUGAGUAAUAUAAGUCUCAUUCAUAGCUUUGAAAUCCCCAAAAUCCUUGAUAUAAACAUU
This is a messenger RNA of Mollisia scopiformis, 1074 nucleotides long. RefSeq lists its product as uncharacterized. The coding region runs from base 176 to 655 and encodes 159 amino acids. Gene Ontology annotation, biological process: positive regulation of transcription by RNA polymerase II. The record is from RefSeq and is a predicted model, not a curated record. Gene Ontology annotation, molecular function: transcription coregulator activity. NCBI's taxonomy places the organism in Eukaryota, Fungi, Ascomycota, Leotiomycetes, Helotiales, Mollisiaceae. Gene Ontology annotation, cellular component: chromatin; mediator complex. The transcript is spliced from 3 exons.